Molecule: messenger RNA, 1353 nt
Organism: Triticum turgidum subsp. durum (durum wheat)
Lineage: Eukaryota; Viridiplantae; Streptophyta; Magnoliopsida; Poales; Poaceae
Source: the annotation of a GenBank genome assembly
AUGGGAGCAGUUUUGUCCUACGCCGCCGGCACAGCCAUGGCGACCAAGGACUUCGUGCGGCAACGGAGGUCAACCACGACAGAUGCCAUGGCCGGUUGGUCCGGCCUGCCGGAUGACCUCCUGUUCACCAUCAUGGCGUUGCUGGACGUCCCCAGCCUCCGGCGCGCCGGCGCCGUGUGCAAGUCCUGGCGCGCCGCGCACCACGCCUUCCGCCUCCCCGAGCUGGAGCGCGCGCCAUGCCUGCUCUACGCAUGCGAGGAGUACGGGCCCGACGAUGCCGCCCUCUAUUGCCCCGCCACCGGCGCCACCUUCCGCGUCCCCUUCCCGGGGCCCCCGCAUGAGAAGCGGGGUUUCGCCUUCGCGAGCCAAGGCGGCUGGGUGUUCACCACCGACGAGAUCGGCAACCCGUACCUCCUCAACCCCGUCACCGGCGCCCAGGCCGUGCUCCCGCCGCUCAAGACAAUCUACGGAACUGACAAGUUUUAUGACGACCACGGCAAGCACGUCUGGCCUGCUGCCCCCGAAUAUGGUAUCAUGAAACCCAAAAUCAGCUGGGCGCGUCACCGGGAGUUUUGGGGAGUCGCCAUCUCCGCGGCCGCCAAGGCCAAAGAAUGCACCGUCUUGAUCGUGAACAUGUCGUGGUUUGGUCUCUCUUUCGCCAGGCCUGGAGACAAGAGGUGGACAAGGGUGAUCCCCAAAGAUACACACGCGGUCGGCGACAUCCUGUACAAUGACAAGGAUGGCUUGUUCUACAUCCUAUAUUACAAUGGUAGCAUUGGUACCUUGGAUCUCAGCGGGCCUUCACCGUCGCUGACCAUGAUCAUGCGGCGCGAGAUAAGUUCGUCCCCUUUUCAUACCAUGUACCUCGCCCUUGGUCCAUCAGGUGAACUCUUGGAGGUAGAAAGGAAGUGGAGUCCCAAAAAUGUUUCACUAAAGUAUCAUGACACUUACCGAGACAUCAACCUAGCCAGUGAAGAUGACCAAGAUAUUGAUGCAUCACCACCGCUUGACAUGGCACAUCGGAUUGUCAAGAAGGCCAGCACGGUCCAGCUCCUGGUCUUCAAGGUUGACAUCAAGCGGCGUAAGUUGGUGAAACUAAGGGACAUUGGGGAUCACGCGCUCUUUCUUGGGCUCAACUCUGCCGUGUGCCUUCCGACCAAGGACUUCCCGGCGUUCGAGCCAAACAGCGUCUACCUCACGGACGCCUGUUUAUACUACGGCCCAAUGCUACGAAAAGAUCUUUGCAUCUGGAACAUCAGGAAUAGGAGUAUGCAAAAACUUGAUGACGCGUGGCCAAACAUGUAUUCUUGGCUGCAUUUACCGGCUCCAAUAUGGAUCAUGCCAAGGUUUUAA